AAAUGUCUGGUAUGUGACUGAUACCACCGACUACCGAGUAUUGUUGCAUCUAUAUUUUCAUGGUUGAUACAAAAUGUUAGUGCAAAUUUUGUUUAUCCCACUAACACCGACCAUGUUUUUUUGAGUUAGGAAAAUCAACUUCUAACUUCUUUCAUCUCUUUCUAAUUUCUUUCAACUCCUUCCAGGCCAGGGCGAGUAAGUUUUUUAUGUGUAGCUCAUAGUGUUUUUCUUCAGUUCUAAAGCCUGAAAUGAGGUGGAAGUAUACAGUCGUGCAUGUGUGUUGUUUGUGAAAAUGUAUGUGUUUUUGAAAUGAGUUGUACUGUUUUAAUUAAUUUUGUACUUAAGCAUCUUGGGAGUGUAGUGGUUGCCGUAAGUAUUAAAGACUUGUAAGUAAGUGAAGAAAUUAGGUAUUGACUGAAGUUUAAAGACUUCAUAGCGGUGGAUUUAAAGACUUUAUGGAAUGAAUUUCCAAGGGGUGGCCAUAAAAAUGGAACAAAAUUUACUGAUUAGUACUGGUUUUAAAGACUUCUUAAUCAAUGAAGUUUGAAGAGUUAUUGCUGUGUAUGUGUGAGGAUUGAGAAAAUGGCUGUGUAUUCGUAAUGACUUGGGCUGGUGUAAUAAAUAUUUACCUUAAGCAUCAGGUGAAUGUAGUGUUUGCCGUAUUUGUUUGGCAGUGGUGAGUAGGUGAAGGAAUUUGGUAUUGAGUGAAGUUUAAAGGCUUUUUAGAAGUGGUGUUAAUGACUUUGUAGUGUUUUUAGUCCCCAAAGAUGGCCCUAACUUUAAGUUUAAAGACUUCUUAGUAGUGUUUUUGAAGUUUUCUUAGUAAGUAAAUGAUUUGGUUUUUAAAGUGCUUAAUAUGCUAUAAGUUCUUACAAACUUGAUAUGGAAGGGCUUUUUGUGAAUCAAUUGGUUAUUACUGCUUAAUUGAGAAUAACUUUUUUGUGGUAUGAAUUCAUUUCUGAGUUAGUAGUAUGUGUGUUUAUUAUACAUAUUGAGUGGGAGUGUAGUCCAAGGAAUGUUUCUUAUUUCACGAUAAGUUGACGGUAUCUGAUUUUUUGUUGGAUAAUUUGCGAUAGGUGUACAAAAGGUUAUGUGAUGAAGAGACUUUUGUUGGCAAAACAGGGCUGAAGGUCACAUGCUUUUGUAAUGUGUGUGGGUGUAAAAAGUGUUGAAGAAGUGGUCAGUGCUUCAGAGUUGGCUGAAUUGAAGGAAUCUGCAUUUGGUGUUUUCUUCACGCUUGGGGAAAUAAAGUGGGUUAAUGGUCAAUUGUUGAUAUUAUUCGCUUUAAAUUAUGUGGAACCCAUUAAGAGGAGUGGAGAGGUAGAUAGGCUAAAGUUUCACAUUGGAAAUAGGAUAGUGGAGUUUAAGAAAACAGAUUUCCCAUUGAUUACUGGGAUGAAGUUUGGAAAAGAAGCUAAGUAUGAAGAUAUUGACCAGGAAAAUCUGAACGACAUCAACACAAGGUAUUUCAGAGGCAAAAUGAGUGUGAGCCGUUUAGAAGUUGAGAAUGUGUUCAAUGGUAUCAAGAAUAAUAAAGAUAGGGGACGGUUGGAUGCUGUAAAAUUAGCUUUACUAAUCCUCGUAGUAAACCAAGUGGUGGGUAACCACCAAGGUUUGACAAAGAUUCCAGCGCUGUACAUGCAUGUUGUUGACAACCUGGAACGAUUCAAUGAAUUUCAAUGGGGAGAGCAUCUGUGGAAAAACCUGGUGGAAAGCAUACGCAAAUGUUUGGCAAUUCUCAAUUCGGGGGAACAUUGCCGUUUUACGUUUCCGAGCUUCUUAUUUCCACUACAGAUUUGGGCAUUUGAGACCUUCCCUUAUUUGAGUGGAAAUGGAAUAUUUGUUGUGGGAGAGAACUGGAGCACUUUGUGGCCAAGAGCAUUACGCUGAAAGACAAGGGUGCACCCGAGGCAUGAUCUGUUGGAGGAUUAAAUUUUCGGCACAGAAGAGGUAAAACUACUGCAUUUCAAAUCAGAUAUGUUAAUGCUUUACUUUAAUUUGAAAGUAUCUGGAAUUAUUUUAUUCACUGCAUAAAAGUGUUCAAUGGAAAGAGAUGGUUGCAACGACAUCGGAGAAAGUCAUAGGAAACAUUGCAACCUUAUUCACUGUGGGAGAUGCAAGGAAAGGUAAAAGUAACGAUGGUAGUGGAGAGCGCGUUGAUGAAGGGUAUGGGGCUGGUCGAAGAAAACUGAAAGGAAUGCUACACUAGGGAUGUGUGAGCUCGACGAAUCAGGAUGAGGAUAAUGUACAACAAAAGGAGAAACGAAAAUUUGCGAUUCGGAGGAAGGCAAAGGGGAAGAAGAUAGAGAAGAAGACAAUUAAGGCACGUAGCGGUAGUUCAAGAGGGACAUCAAAUGAUGGGCAAAAUGUUUUAGGAGAAGCUCGUGAGAAUGAACCUUCAUUGCGAGAUAUACUGACUGCAAUAGUGCUUAUGGAAAAGAAAAACAACAAGAUGUGCAUGGAAGUGACUAAGCUGAGAAUAGCAUUAAAAGCCCAUACCCGUCAUCUGAAUAGCUAUACAUCGAGGAACAGAAUGGGUAAGCGAUGGGAUAAGAAUAAAAAACGUACAACAAAAGAUAACAGUAUGCCAUGCUUUGAUUUGAGAUUUGAGAGUGAGGAGAAGAAAGAUGCAACAGAAAAUGACGUGGACGAUAGUGUUUGGGACGAGGAUAUCAUUAGGGAUGCUGAGAUAGGGACCCAACAGGGUGCGUGUGGUAAUGAUCUUCACGAUCCGCUGACUGAAAUCAGUACACAAGAAGUAGAGGGCUGAUGGUUCAAGGAAGUAGAUGGAUUGGGGCUGAGGAUACAUGCUGAGAAGGAUGUUGACAAGGAUAAGUGCGAAAAGGGGCCGAAGAAUAUGGUAAAAGAUGAUUUGCAGCCGGAUGAUGGGGGCAAGGACAUGGGUGUUGAGGAUGUUCUGCCUACAAGCGUGGACGAAACUAAAGCAGCAUCACCAGUGAAUGGAGAAAUGUCUGCUAGUGGUAUGAAUAGUCAGGGAAAUGAAAUUGAAGAAGAGGUUGCAGGGUUCACCGACAACUUCGAGACAACGUCGCAACUUAUACAGGCAUUGCAUGAUUUACCACCGGAUGCCAUUUUCUCCCCAGUCGAGGAGACCCUGGUUGAGAAUGAAAAGAAUACAAAGGAUGAGGUGAGUCUGGUAUUAUUUUUUGGACCUACUUUUGGUGAGGAGUUAUGUUUUUUUCCCUGUCGAAGGGACCCGGAGUGAGAAUGAAAAAAGAUUACAAACGGUGAACUGGGUGCAGUGCUGUCCCCGCUGCUCUUGCCUAGAAAAGGCAUAUUGUGUUAAUGACCUUGUAACUCGCAGUAGCAGUGUUGUUGUAAUAAUAAUGACCUCACAAAGAUCCUAGGAUAAUGAAGGAAAUUUUAAGUA
Cuscuta campestris is the source of this 3391-nucleotide messenger RNA. NCBI's taxonomy places the organism in Eukaryota, Viridiplantae, Streptophyta, Magnoliopsida, Solanales, Convolvulaceae. The record is from the annotation of a GenBank genome assembly.